UUAAACAAAUGGAAAAUUUAGAGACUUCUCCUUCAGCAGCAGCUGCUAAAGAUGAUGAUGAACAGCCCAGCUGCAGUAAAUCGUCAGCAGAAGCUAUAGAAAAACAAGAAGAUGAGGAUUUGGCCAAUAUUGUUACAGCCGAGGAGUAUUUAAUGCGCAAGGAUGUUGUCCUAUUGGAUUAUGAGAAACAAAUGUUUUUGGAUACGGUGCAUGCAGAUGCUUUGAUGGUGUGUGCCAAAGGCCUGAGUUAUGAACGUGUGGUAUUGAAUAUUUUAAAAGUUUACAGUGAUGCUGGGAAUUUAAUAUUGGUGAUAAAUAAUUCCGACUGGGAAGAGGAGUAUUAUAAGACGAGAUUAGAGAAGAAAUAUUUGCAUGAGGUGGCCAAUACAGCAACAGAAAGAGAACGUGUCUACCUAGAAGGUGGCAUACAAUUCAUUACCACACGCAUUUUAGUAGUGGAUCUCUUGAAAAAUCGCAUACCCAUAGAACUCAUAACCGGCAUUAUUGUAUUGCGUGCCCAUACCAUUAUCGAAUCCUGUCAAGAAGCCUUCGCCCUGCGUCUAUAUCGACAGCGUAAUAAAACUGGCUUCAUUAAAGCUUUUUCCAGCAGUGCUGAAGCCUUCACCAUUGGCUACGGUCACAUAGAACGUGUAAUGCGUAAUUUAUUCGUGAAAGAGCUGUUUAUAUGGCCUAGAUUUCAUGCCAGCGUACAGGCCUCGUUAAAACCCUAUGAGGCUCAAACCAUAGAAUUACAUGUUCCUUUAUCCGACAAAAUGAAAUUAAUACAAACUCAUAUACUUGAUAUAAUGAACUAUUUGGUGCGUGAAAUAAAACGCAUCAAUCGUACGGUGGAUAUGGAUGAAAUUACGGUUGAAAAUUGUGUUACAAAGAAAUUUCAUAAGAUAUUGCAGGCUCAAUUGGAUUGUAUAUGGCAUCAGUUGAAUUCGCAAACAAAGUUGAUAGUGGCCGAUUUGAAGAUCUUGAGAAGUUUAAUGAUAGCCACCAUGUAUAAUGAUGCGGUGAGUGCUUAUGCUUUGAUUAAACGCUAUAGAACUACAGAAUAUGCUCUUAGCAAUUCUGGUUGGACUUUAUUGGAUUCGGCGGAACAAAUUUUUAAACUUUCCAAGGAACGGGUAUACAACGCUCAAGGUGAAUUCGAACCAGAACCCUGUCCCAAAUGGAAGUAUUUGAGUGAAAUUCUAAAAGUCGAAAUACCCGGCGAUAUGAAACGCACCAAACCCGACUGCUAUGACCCACCCAAGGUUCUAAUAUUGUGUCAAGACACUAGAUCUUGUUAUCAGCUGAAACAGUUUCUAACCCAAAGUGGUGAACGUUUUCUACUAUAUACCGCUAUGAGGCAACAAAUACCCAUAGGUAAAUUGGGCAAAACAUUUGAAAAAAUACAAACUGGCAAAGAGUUGGAAAUGACUUUAACACAACAUCAAUUGAAAAAUACCCAAAAAUCGGGAAAAUCUAACAAAAACUCUAACAGUGAAUUGGAUGACUCCGAGAAUCCACAACAAAUCGAUGAACUAACACAGUUGCUAAGUCAUGAUAUGGAUGAGGGGGAUGUGAAUUAUUUUCAAGAAAGUUACAUGCUUACCAUGACCCAAACUCAGUUUGAUGACACUGAUUUAACGUUUUUAAAUGAUAGUGGCAAUGGAGCCGAUGCCACUGUGGAUAAUUCGGUAUUUGAACCAUUUCCUGAAAUGGAAAAUCUAGAUAUUACGGCAGCCAUAACAGCGCGCAAGCAACCCUUGAUAUGUUUACAAACUUUUAAGACUGAAAGGGAAGGAUCCAUGGCCUUGGAAAGGAUAUUGGAUGAAAUUACUCCCCAGUAUGUGAUAAUGUAUCAUUGUAAUGUGACGGCCAUUAGGCAAUUGGAAAUAUAUGAGGCUCGUCAGCGUCGCUCGGCUAAGGAGCGUAUGAAAGUAUUCUUUUUGAUACAUGCCCGAACGGUGGAGGAGCAAUCUUACUUAACAAGCCUGAGAAGAGAGAAACAGGCUUUUGAGUUGGUUAUCGAAACGAAGAGUAAAAUGGUCAUACCUGAGUAUCAGGAUGGUAAAACCGAUGAGGCUUUCAUAUUAUUUAAAUCUUACAAAGAUCCGGAGGCUGUUGAAACGGCUAAUGCUCAAAGUCGUAAGGCGGGCGGUCAAGAACCAUGCAAACAAGCUGAGGCUGAACCUAAUCCCCGGGUUAUUGUGGAUAUGCGUGAGUUUCGUUCGGAUUUGCCCUGUCUCAUACAUAAGAGGGGCAUAGAAGUGGUGCCGGUUACGAUAACGAUUGGCGAUUACAUUUUAACCCCCGAAAUCUGUGUCGAACGUAAAUCCAUAUCCGAUUUGAUAGGCUCCCUCAAUUCGGGUCGCCUGUACAAUCAAUGCAUACAAAUGCAACGUUACUAUGCCAAACCCAUACUCCUCAUAGAAUUCGAUCAGAAUAAACCUUUUCAUUUGCAGGGCAAAUACAUGCUCUCACAAAAUACCACCUCCACCAAUGCUGACAUAGUGCAAAAAUUACAGCUUUUAACUUUACAUUUCCCAAAACUGCGCCUCAUCUGGUCACCCAGUCCCUAUGCUACGGCCCAAUUAUUUGAAGAGCUAAAAUUGGGUAAACCAGAACCUGAUCCCAAACAGGCGGCCGCUUUGGGUGGUGAUGACUCAGGAGCUUAUGAUGAGUUGAAGUUUAAUGCUAAUAUUUAUGAUUUUCUAUUGCGGCUACCGGGUGUUAAUACCAGAAAUGUUCACAAAUUAAUGAGACAUGGUGGUAAUUUAAAGGAAUUGUUAAAAAAAACCCAGGCUGAACUUUCGACUUUGCUGGACUCCCAGGAAAAUGGCAAAUUAUUGUGGGAUAUUUUACAUGUAGCUCACUUACCCGAAAAGGAUGAGGUUUCGGGCUCCGCCGCCAUGUUGGCUGCUGGAAAACAAUUUGGCACUCAUUCACGUUUCCGUCGUGGAGCGGCAGCAGCAGCUACUUCCUCUCUGGUAGGCCGAGCAGGUAAUCUGCGUAAAUUUAAAAAUUGAAAUAAAGGAUUGUUUUUACAAAUAUCAAGCUAUUGUUAAA
Calliphora vicina (urban bluebottle blowfly) is the source of this 3060-nucleotide messenger RNA. RefSeq names its product DNA repair endonuclease XPF mei-9 (gene mei-9). The coding region runs from base 9 to 3020 and encodes 1003 amino acids. NCBI's taxonomy places the organism in Eukaryota, Metazoa, Arthropoda, Insecta, Diptera, Calliphoridae. The transcript has 8 exons. Gene Ontology annotation, cellular component: nucleotide-excision repair factor 1 complex. Gene Ontology annotation, biological process: resolution of meiotic recombination intermediates; nucleotide-excision repair involved in interstrand cross-link repair; double-strand break repair via homologous recombination. Gene Ontology annotation, molecular function: damaged DNA binding; single-stranded DNA endonuclease activity; single-stranded DNA binding. The record is from RefSeq and is a predicted model, not a curated record.